Molecule: messenger RNA, 964 nt
Organism: Armigeres subalbatus
Lineage: Eukaryota; Metazoa; Arthropoda; Insecta; Diptera; Culicidae
Exons: 2
Coding region: 81-641 (186 amino acids)
Molecular function (GO): carbohydrate binding
Source: RefSeq, a predicted model, not a curated record
UGCAUUCAGUAUCGAGAGAGACGCCAACUCGCGAACAUUGACUGGAUACGCGCGAAAAGCUGUGAUAUUAUUUUGUAAUAAUGAACGAACGACCGUUCCGAGCGCAGAUUCCUCGUAUACCUGAAGUAGGUGAUGAGGUGAUCGUGAAAGGUAUGCUUAAGCCGGAUGCAAGAGUAUUCUCGGUAAAUUUCAUUUUACCCCAGCCGCCUCCGGUUCAGAAGUCUGAGUCAGUUCCUUCGGAAAGUGCAGUGAAUAUUUCCCAAAAAUGUUGUACACCACCUGUAACGAGCGUCAGUUGGCCUUAUAUCGCAUAUCACUUCAAGGUGCUUUUCAACGACGAUGGAUCUAGGAUCGUGGUCCAAAACUGGAAGAACGUCGUAUGGCAAGAUGAGAGGCGCACUCUUAGUCGCAAUUUCAAAGACCGGACAAAGUUAUUUAGUCUUAUCUUUCGAUUUCACCACGACACAAUAAGAGUAUUUGUGGACCACACUCACCAUACGCCAGACUAUGAAUUCGAGUACCAACUUCCGCUCGAGCGCAUUCGUACCGUCGAGAUCUGGGAUGACGUAUAUUACGUCGAAGAAGUGACGUUUCGUUUCAAGAAUGUAGGUCGGCGAUCAAGAGACGCCGGUUUUACCUGAACUGACGUCUGCAACAUUUCAAUCGUCUUGUUCAAUCGAAAGUAAACAUUUACCUUUGGCACACACGGAAGAUUGAAGUCCACCGAUAGCAAGCACCGGGCUGAGCGAUCACUCAUGUUUCAAUCUCAUUCACCAUUUACUUGCUGUUUAUUGACCGGCCCCGGUUCAUCAGAAUAACAUCAAAUCACGAAUUGCACGCGGACGCUAUUUAUUAACCAUGCAUGUCACCGAACAGUAUUAUCACAUAUGUAUUCUUUGAAUCAAUGACGCUGCUAAACGGAAGUUCGAUAAAUGAAAUAAAGAUAAAAUUUUAUCAUAUCGUA